Anopheles darlingi is the source of this 2365-nucleotide messenger RNA. It is a transcript of the gene sNPF, whose product is annotated as short neuropeptide F. Bases 374 to 1087 code for a protein of 237 amino acids. The record is from RefSeq and is a predicted model, not a curated record. Lineage: Eukaryota; Metazoa; Arthropoda; Insecta; Diptera; Culicidae. The transcript is spliced from 6 exons.
CUAGUCUCAUCAUCGUUACUCACGACUACUACCGGAGAAGGAUUCACGAAGCAGGUCCUCGGGAGCUGGUGCCGUGCGGUUUAUAAAUACCGUGUGUCGCGCUGAAGACAUAAAGUUCGCAAAGCGAGUCCAACCAAUACGGAUCGUGAGACAAACCAACCUGUUGAAGAUCUUUGGUGUAUGUUCUAAUCCAUGCAGAAAAUCGCUAGCGUUGUAUUUUAUAACUCCACGAUUCUUUCCUAACAAAUCAGAGUGUCAGUUAACAAGUGCAAAACAAAAAUUGUUCGUGUUUGGUAGUGUUCUGUGGCAUAUCAAUUAGAUCUAUUGUCUGAGGACAUUACUACUGAUUUCGGUUUCGCAUCCCAAUUUGACUAUGUAUCGAAUAAACUUGACUACAUUCACGCUGCUUUUAGUGCUUACUGUAGGUAGUCUCAUGUCCGAGUCUUUACAACCUUCAGAAGGAACGAUCAAAGAUUUGUACGAAUAUCUGCUGCAACGAGAGUAUGCGGCACCGGUAUCCUAUGCUGAUCAUCAAAUCAAGCGAAAAGCGGUACGAUCCCCUUCGUUAAGACUACGUUUCGGAAGACGAAAUGAUCCUUCGGUACCCGUUCGUCCUGAUAGCAUUGGGGAUGAUGAGCUGAUGGACCAAAAAGUAAUCCGUGCACCUCAGCUUCGUCUCAGAUUUGGUAGGAAUGAUCCUCUUUGGUCUUCGUUCAACGAAAACGCAUUAUUGGAAGAGAACUUUGAAAAACGGGCACCGUCCCAGCGACUGCGAUGGGGCCGUUCGAAUUUAUUCGGAAAUCUGGUCAAUCAGUUUCAGCAAGACGACGUUAUACAGCAGAAAACUAUACGAGCCCCACAACUCAGACUCCGCUUCGGUCGAACCGAUCCUUCCUGGGCCAUGUACAAUGAGCAUCAACUGACUUCUGGGCCACAAACGACAUUAACAAACGAAGCGAGUGAAAAGCGAGCACCGACGCAAAGACUGAGAUGGGGACGUUCCGAUCCCGCACUAACGAAAGAGGCGCAGGAGGACAAAACACUGGAUAUGGAGGACAGUGAAAGCAACACCGUUGAUGACAAGUAAACACGCGUUAAUUACCUGACACCAGUCCCGUCUUUGUCAUUUGCAUAUCCCCUCGUAGGACCUCCUCUAAUGAACACUAAGAAACCAUGUGAAACUAUGUGAAAUCUAGAAUGAAGACCAACUCUUGUUACUGCUGGUAUGAGUCUUGCUUUAGGGUUUUCUAAUCCAAGAUCCUUAUCAUAAUGACCACGUUUGACGAAUAGAACAUGUGCAAAGUGAAUGCUGUUUGAUAAUUUGCGCCACCAUUUGUGGCAUCUAUUUUUGCACCGCAGAUUAGCCAGCUUCUUGUUUUACCCUUACAAACGCAUUAGCACAGCAUCUCGAUAACCACAUUUUCAUCGAACAAUUACAUACAGCAUGGAGCAACAUAUUCAAAUAGCUAAUCACUUGAAGCCGAUAGCCAACCGUCAUACUCCACAAAAAAGUUCCUCCGCUGAUACAUUAAAUCUGAUGUAAAAGAGUGUUGCCAUGAUCUGAAUCUGCUGAGAUUUUGCUGCUGUGUCGUGAGAGCAGAAAAAUUCCAACAGAUUUAUUUUGGAACAGUUUUCUUAGCAAGAACGCAAAAAAAACACAACUACUUGCGGAUGACGACUUUACGAAAACCCGACAAUUACCUUACGGCCUUGCGGUGAAAGUUUGUUCUGAAGUUCGCGAAACAGUUUUGAUAGGGGUAAGAGAAAAGCACAGAUUAACGAAGAAUAGGAUUAUUGCGCUUCCAGCAGCAAGGCGCGGGUGAAACAAAAUAAUAACCCGAAAAAGAACAAAAAAGAACAAUAUUUUCCCUCUGAAACAUUUCCUUUAGGUGCACUCGUUCCUGCCGUUAACACACAGAUUAAUGUUAUACAUACGUUAGGUACAUUAACAGCCCUACAUCAUUGCAUGUUUCUCGUGGUUAUGCGCUAAUUCUUGCAUCCAUAUCUACGCGUAUGCAUCGCCUCUCGAACGCGAAACAUACCAACCGUGUGGUUAUUUGAAAAGCAUCGCUGGCAUGGCAAGAGCAAUCACUUACCCAUUGGCUUGCGUGUUUUUCGAAUAAAACUCCUCUGGUUUAACAGUGUAAGGUGGAGAAAGAAUUAGCACUAUUAUUCCAAAGCAGUAUUGUUGUCGGGCGUUAGCCAUCGCAUAGUCAAUAUCGGCAUUGCGGAAACUGCUGUAAAGAUGAAAACAGCUGUGGUUAAGAAUAUCUAUGUAUUUUAAACUAUUUUUGCAUCAUCCGGAAACAACAAACUGAACAAGCAUGUGAAUGUACAGAUAUCGAUGAACAUCAAUAUAUUACUU